AUUGCCGGUUAGACAGGAAGAAAGUAGCUUUAUAUGUGCCUGGAUUAACAGAAAACAUCUAAAACAUUUAGAGACACAGAACAACAGGAGCCAGAGGAAAGAGUACACCAUGAAGAUCAUUUUGUGGAAAGUCGUGUGUGUUGUAUGCACACUAUUCCUUAAUGCUACAGGUUCACUGUCUCAGCUCAGAGUUUGUGGUCAGGCUCCACUGAACAACAAGAUUGUUGGUGGUCAAGAUGCUGCUCUUGGUUCCUGGCCUUGGCAGGUUAUUGUUCGGUCAGCAAAUACCCUCUGUGGUGGCAGUCUGAUCAGUCAGAACUGGGUCUUAACAGCUGCUCACUGUUUGAAAAAGAACGGAAUACCUUUUACUGCACCUCAAAUCACAGUCUCACGACGACUUGAAAAUGGGACUGUAAUGGAGACAAUAAGUGCUAUUAAAUUGAUCAUCCAUGAAGGCUAUAAUGAUAACACUCUGAUCAAUGACAUUGCACUAGUCCAGCUCUCCUCUUCAGUGCAGUUUAAUGAUUAUUUCCGUCCGGUGUGUCUUGCUGCAAGCAACAGUUCUUUUCCAAGUGGUACCCAUGUCUGGGCCACAGGAUGGGGUAAAAUCAGUAAUAUUAAUUUGCAGCUCGCUCAAAAGCUGCAGGAGGUGAAGUUGCAGAUUGUCAUUAACAGUGUCUGUGCACAAAAAUAUUCACCAUUUAUUAUCACAGACGGUAUGAUGUGUGCUAUCUCUCCUGUGGGUGGACAGGACACGUGCCAGGGUGAUUCUGGAGGUCCACUGGAGGUGAAUUUUAAUGGAAUCUGGAUUCAGGGUGGGAUUGUGAGCUUUACCUCUGGAAGUGGAUGUGCUCCCCCAUCUAUACCCAGUGGGUAUACCAGAGUGUCUCAGUAUGAAGACUGGAUUAAUAACAAGACAGACAACAAUCAACCGGAAUUUGUUGCAUUCUCAUUUGGCAGUUACAUCUCCCUCAACCUCUUCUGUCUUUUUCUUUCUUUCACCAUCAUCCCCUUCCUUCUCCCUUCCUUAUCCACCUACUAGUGAUGUUAGCCAAAUUAAAGACACAAGCACCAAGCACAGAAAGUAAUCUAACAUAACACAGACUUUAAGCUUUACUUAAAUUUUUAACUUUAUUUUCUACAAAGCUACAUUUUAAGGUUAUUUUCAUGUGAAAUGAAGAAACAAAACCUAUAAGCUUGUGUCUGAAAACUAAAGUCUACAUAAAUAUUCAAAAGCAAAUUUAGGCAUAUUUGUUACAAAGAACAUUUUAAUCAUGAGAAUUUCUAGCUUCAAAUUAAUUUCUGAUAAAUUCAUGUUUAAUAUACAUUCAUGGAAAAAAAAAAAAAAAGUACACCCUUCAUCAAUUCAACUCAUCAGUUUUCCAACAUUUAAUGGCAACCCCUUAAGUGUGAAAUUGAGUUUCAGAAUUUAGGUUGCUCCUCUUUCAUUAUCAGAUGGUAUGGUGCAAAAUCAAAUGAAUAACAUUUAAACAGAUACAUAAACAGGCUUGGCAGUAUUUUUGAUGCUUUACAUAAUUUGGUGAAUUUGUUUAUGGUUUUAUUCUGCCUGAUAUAUAACAGUGACAGCAGCAUGUAUCUUCAAACUCUUUUCCACUGGCGUCAUCUGCUGGAAGCAUGUGUGACUUUUUCAUAUGACCUAGAAUAAGAUAGACUCCAUUUGGAGCAUUUUAUCUCUCUAUAUUUCUUCCACAUAAACACCAUUCACUUCUGACUUGCUUCUUAUGAAUGUAAAUAUAAAUUAAAUAACUGUAAAUCUGCUUUGUGACAAUGUCCAUUGUUGAAAUAGCUGAAUAAACACAAUGUGAUUUAA
Molecule: messenger RNA, 1831 nt
Organism: Tachysurus vachellii
Lineage: Eukaryota; Metazoa; Chordata; Actinopteri; Siluriformes; Bagridae
Product: chymotrypsin-like protease CTRL-1
Exons: 6
Coding region: 110-1042 (310 amino acids)
Biological process (GO): proteolysis
Molecular function (GO): serine-type endopeptidase activity
Source: RefSeq, a predicted model, not a curated record